GUCGUAGCUACCUUAAACCUUGCCUUAGACCGGCUCGCCUGCUUUGCCGGUAGCAUUGGCAAAUGGGAUUGCGUCCUGCAAAUCUGGCGUAAGAGCCUUAAAGACAACACAGCAACCUUCUUCGAAUUCAACCCGAUGUGCUUUAACGUCGGACUUCUAACCAACCUUGCCUACGCUCUUCUCUCUCACAGCUAUGUACACCCAUUAACGGCUGUUCAAACGUACGGUAUAUCCCUCAGUACCCCUCAGUAUCCCUUGGAUCAACUACGAUCCAAUCCUUCGCUCGUUCAUUUUCACCCACUCCUUCACCCUCACCCUCACCCUCACCCUCCACUUCGCAAACCCAAGCCCCAAGAAGAACGGGACCGAUCAUUAUAUUAGACCUGGACUUAUUAUCCCCGCUACCCGCUACCCGUCACCCGAACUCCGUCAAACACGCCAAAACACGUCAAACAACUUAUACCUAUUA
Daldinia vernicosa is the source of this 469-nucleotide messenger RNA. RefSeq lists its product as uncharacterized. The record is from RefSeq and is a predicted model, not a curated record. The transcript has a single exon. The coding region runs from base 136 to 381 and encodes 81 amino acids. Lineage: Eukaryota; Fungi; Ascomycota; Sordariomycetes; Xylariales; Hypoxylaceae.